UUAGCCACAUUGUUUUCAUUCAAGAAGAUGGCGCCGACGCCGCCGAAAAAGCAACCGGUGUCGAUAUUUCCGGAGCCUUCUGUCGAGCCCAUUCAAGCUACAGCCAUCGUAAUUAUUCACCCAGGGUCCAUGUUCUUGAGGAUAGGACGGGCGUCCGACUCCUACCCUCAUACGAUACCACAUGUCAUUGCUAGGCCAUGCCUCUCAGAAACCUCAGCACCCCAUGUUGACCCCAUUCUUGUUCCCGAGGUUGACAUGGAACCAGAAGUGGUGGCCACUAUUGAAGAAGGAUGCGAAGUUGUCGGGAACCUUUUAGCAUCCUGCUUGACCUCAGAAGGAAGGAUACGAUACACUUUCCCCACUGACAAGAUUCAUCACUUCAAUCAGCACGUUAAACCAACAGUCAUCGAAGAAAAGUGUGACCUCAACUGGACAAACACCGAUCGGGCUCAGGAGUUUUUCAUUGGGGAAGAGGUGCUGUACUUAAACCCUGAGCAGAGGUUUCAUGUACACUGGCCCAUCAGGAGGGGCCGAUUAAACGUGCACUCAGGCGUUGGAGGUUCCCUGGUGUCUGUGCUGGCCCACCUGGAGGCCAUCUGGGGCAUGGCCAUCCAACAGUACCUAGAGAUUCCACUGAAAGACCUCAAGCACUACAGGGCGGUGCUGGUCAUACCUGAUGUGCACGCCAGAGACCAUGUUCGAGAGCUGGUGCAACUCCUACUCUGCAAGCUGGGCUUUGGGGGCUGUUUUGUUGCCCUGGAGUCUGUCUGUGCAACAUUUGGUGCUGGGCUGUGCUAUGCUUGCGUUGUGGAUGUGGGGGACCAAAAGACCAGUGUUUCCUGCGUUGAAGACGGCAUAUCUUCACGAACAAGCAGGCUGACCAUGGAAUACGGUGGAGCUGAUAUAACGCACUUGUUCCACUACCUGCUGCGAAAGUCAGGCUUUCCAUACAAGGAGUGCGACCCUACAAAAGUGACGGAUGCCAUGCUCCUGCAGGAACUCAAGGAGAACAUGUGCCAUGUCAAUCUGGACAUAUGUGGAGCACAGGAGCGGUCUUUUCAAGUGAAGCAACCUGGCAAGCCUCUCUUUGAGUACAAAAUCAAGGUUGGUGACGAAUGUCUGGUAGCCCCACUAGCCCUGUUUCGGCCAGACAUGCUGGGUGUCACAGGUCCUAAACAAUCCAGGGGACACCCGAGAAAUCCAGGUGAUCCCCACGACCCUCUAGAUGAGCACUUCCUUCUACAGACACAGAGGCGAGCUGCUCGUGAUGUUGCAGAGGGUUCCCAAGCCUCAGAUGCUACCUCUCAGCUGGACGACAGCCAGCUUGGUCAGGGAGCUCUAGACGAAGACGAAGUGGUACCACCUGAAGCGGUCACCCUCGCAGCUGCUCCCAGAGACAGCGAGAGAGAGCUGCCCUGUGACCAAUUACUGGGCAUAGACCAGGCCAUUGUGCAGUGUGUCGAUCGGUGUGACGGGGAGGAGCUGAAGCGCAAAAUGUUCAGCUGCGUGCUCGUGGUUGGAGGUGGCUGCAUGUUCCCCGGCAUCCACACGUGGCUCCAGAAUCGUCUCUCUGUCCAGAUCCCCAUCAUGUACCGACCUGAGCAGAUGGAGAUCAUCACCAGGCCAAGAGACACAGACCCUAGGAUCACAACGUGGAAAGGUGCAUCCAUCAUGAGUUGUCUAGACUCGGCUCAGGAGCUUUGGAUUCGGCAGGCUGAGUGGCAGCGGUACGGUGUUCGCCUGCUUCGAGAGAGGGCGCCCUUUAACUGGUAGCACCACCAUCUCCAUGGCCGUGGAUGUGAUGAAGAGCAGGUCAUCUUCACAAGGAAAGCUGUGCCACUCUUCGAAUCAGUACACUGCCAGUGUAUAGAAGCAUACCACUACACUAUCAACACUGUUCAAUGUUACUUGAUAUCACUCUCAUGCUUAAUGCGCCAAUCACUGUUGAACAGCUCAAAGAAGCAUUCGUUCAGUCAUUAUGGUAUGCAGGAACUUGAAUAGUGGGACGUGAAAAGGCACCUAGACACUUCAUAAUUCUUCAUGAGAACUGCAUUCAUGUCGUGCUUCUCUACGCGUACAUUUUAUAUGAUGAGUGAUGAGUGUAAUGUAAGUUUGCUGUAAUAUUUAUGAACUGUGUGUUAAUUAUCAGCUUGCUCACUUUGCAAUGAUUUCUUCUUUUCACUCUACAUCACUGCGACCUUCAUCUUUGCGACUGGUGCUGACAAAUGUACAGAGAGAAUCAUUAAAGAAGUCUU
Messenger RNA from Rhipicephalus sanguineus (brown dog tick), 2255 nucleotides. RefSeq names its product actin-related protein 8 (gene Arp8). The coding region runs from base 28 to 1773 and encodes 581 amino acids. Gene Ontology annotation, biological process: double-strand break repair; regulation of DNA-templated transcription. The record is from RefSeq and is a predicted model, not a curated record. Lineage: Eukaryota; Metazoa; Arthropoda; Arachnida; Ixodida; Ixodidae. Gene Ontology annotation, cellular component: Ino80 complex. The transcript has 13 exons.